AGCAUGGCCGCGGCCGCGGCGGGAGGAGCCCCCGGCCCGGCCCCCGGCCCCGCCAGGCCUGCGCCCGCCGCCCGCAACCCACCGUCCGCGCUGCGGAGGCGCGGAGACUCCCGGCGCCGGCAGGCCGCGCUCUUCUUCCUCAACAACAUCUCCCUGGACGGGCGGCCCCCGAACCUGGGUCACAGCGGUGAGAAAGCGCCGCCGCCGCUGCCGCCGCCCACCGAGGCCCGCGAACCGCCCGCACCACCGCCCGCGCCCCCGGGCGGCCUCCCGGGGCUGCCUUCCAGGCCCGCGCCCCAAGGUCUGCUCAGCCCCACGUCGGCGCCCCCCGGCCUCGGCCUGGACGGGCAACGCCAGAGGAGACGAGUCACAUCUCAGCGCUGCUCCUUGGAGUUUCUGGAAGAUGCAAUGGGAUGUGCCUCGGUACAGAGAACCAAACAUGCAUCUGGAUCACCAAGACACAAAGGCCUGAAGAAAACCCACUUUAUCAAGAACAUGAGACAGUAUGACACAAGAAACAGCAGGAUCGUGCUUAUCUGUGCCAAGCGGUCCCUGUGUGCAGCCUUUUCAAUCCUGCCCUAUGGAGAAGGCCUGCGGAUCAGUGACCUGAGGGUGGACAGCCAGAAGCAGAGGCACCCAUCUGGCGGAGUUUCCGUUUCUUCUGAGAUGGUCUUUGAGUUGGAAGGCGUUGAGCUGGGAGCAGAUGGAAAGGUCGUGUCGUACGCGAAGUUCCUGUACCCCACCAAUGCCCUGGUCACACACAAGAGUGACAACCACAGCUUGCCACCCCAGCCUCGGCCCAGCAUCCCCCGGGCUCUACCAGGAUCAAGACACAAAGCUGUGCCCACAAAGACAGCACCAGCCGGCACAGAACUAGGGAAUGAUGGGGGAGAUGCAGUGGAGUACAACCCCGACCUUCUAGAUGAUCCACAGUGGCCCUGUGGGAAGCACAAGCGGGUUCUCAUCUUUGCCUCAUACAUGACCACAGUGAUAGAGUACGUAAAGCCUGCAGACCUCAAGAAGGACAUGAAUGAGACCUUCAGGGAAAAGUUCCCACAUAUCAGACUGACACUGAGCAAGAUCAGGAGCUUAAAAAGGGAGAUGCGGAACCUGUCUGAGGAGUGCAGCCUGGAGCCAGUGACUGUGUCCAUGGCCUAUGUGUACUUCGAGAAGCUUGUGUUACAGGGUAAACUCAACAAGCAGAACCGCAAGCUGUGUGCUGGCGCCUGCGUGUUGCUGGCUGCCAAGAUCAGCAGUGACCUCCGCAAGAGUGAAGUGAAACAGCUAAUUGAUAAGCUGGAGGAAAGAUUUCGUUUCAACAGACGAGAUCUCAUUGGGUUUGAAUUCACAGUGCUUGUAGCUUUGGAACUGGCCCUGUACCUCCCUGAGAACCAAGUGUUACCUCACUACAGACGCCUCACCCAGCAGUUCUAGCCCAGGGCAGGGCACCCUGCCAGAAGGAUGCUCAUCAGGAAGGCGUAUUUCUGCACAGAACACUGACGCCAGCAGCAUCCCCUGUUCAGCCUGCCCCAGCCACUGCACCUGCACUUCUCAACCACAGGUGGGUCCCUUGGAAAGGAACGUUGCUUUCAUGCCAAAGCUCACCACACCAAGGGCACUUCUGAGAUUGUCCUGACUCUAAGCCUGUUUAUGUCAUGUGGCAAGCCUUGAGAUGCUGCCUUCAUUUUGCCACAAACCAGCCAAGGUGUAGAGCCAGCUCUGCAAAGACUCAGGUCUCCAAGCCUUAUGAAUAUGCUGAAAUCACUGGGUUAACGGCAUUGUUUUCUAACUGUGCCAGUGCAGCCCAAUAGCUUCUGUCUGUGUCUCCUGGCAUUGGCACUGCUGGCUCCCUGCCUCCACCUGAACAGAGCUCUCACAGCACAGCAGUUGGCCACCAAGGACAGACUGUUCUGACUCAGACCGCUGUUAGAAGUAUCUGUCACUGUGACCCACCUAUAUACCCAAUAGGGCUCAGCUACCAUCAGCCCUGCCAUGCCAGGACCCACCAGCGUAUUCCCAGGAAAUCUGCUUACCUUGCAACUACUAGACCUUCGGGACAGCUGCUGACUGUGCUCUUGACUUUCCUAAGCAAUAUUAGAGAAAACAUACUUAUUACAAUUCACAACUGGCUAUGUGGGUUUCUAAGGGAACAAAACUUGGUCCAACGAAGAAUGCUGAUGGUGUAACUUGAAGCCAUGCUUGAUCCUCAAGCAAGAAGGCGUGGAUCCUGCAGCGCCUAACAUGUCAAUGCCUAGGAAGAUGCCAUCUAGGCCAUCUCUCCCAUGAUGCCACUGUACCAGUCUGCUGUUUCCAUUCUUAUUGUGAGGUGAUGUUUCCCUACCCUGCCACCCCAUUAACAUGAAGGGAAAUGAAGGGCUUCCUUGUUAGUCUCAAAAACAAUCAUGGCUACAAGUUGCCUUCCCUACCAGUCAUACAAACCUGUCACCAGCCUGGGCUCCUACACAAAGGAGAUGCAAAUGUGGCUGCUGGAAGCUACCUAGUUCUAAGACGGACAGAAGGCCUUACACAUCUUGACUACACAGGCCUGUAGUAGUAGUGGCCUAUAGGAUGGGGACCGAUUCCUCAGUCUGAUCAUCUGUAAUGGGUUAUAAGCACACCAUGCUGGGCCUGAGCCCAAGGAAGCCGUCCUGCUGGCAGAGUGGCAUCUGCAGGGCAUCCCCAUCACAAGCACCAUUUAUGGACCAACCUUGUAGGCACUGCUCUGGUUUCUAAGCUACCCUCAGGACAUGCCUCUGGCAGUUUCCUAUAAUUAAUAUUAAGUAACACUAAUUACUGGAGCUUGUGUAUUUUUGUAGUGGGUUAGCGAAGUCCUUCCCUGGACCUUUUCCGUAAUUCCAUGAGCUGCCACUGUGUGGUAUCAGCUGCUCCAACAAAGCCAAUACCAAAUGACACUGAACCCAUAAUCCUCCAGUGUGUGCAAGUCUGAGCUGUGUCCUGCAGGACUAUGACCAAACACCAACCUAGGGCUGUGUUCUAGGCAUGCAGCAGUGUACAUGUGUGUAAGUAUCUGACUUCAGAGUGUUGUUUCUAAACAGAAAGUGUUUUGUUGAAUUAAAACCUGGUUUUGCAACAUA
Messenger RNA from Jaculus jaculus (lesser Egyptian jerboa), 3095 nucleotides. RefSeq names its product Cdk5 and Abl enzyme substrate 2 (gene Cables2). The coding region runs from base 4 to 1434 and encodes 476 amino acids. The transcript is spliced from 10 exons. NCBI's taxonomy places the organism in Eukaryota, Metazoa, Chordata, Mammalia, Rodentia, Dipodidae. The record is from RefSeq and is a predicted model, not a curated record. Gene Ontology annotation, biological process: regulation of cell cycle.